This is a messenger RNA of Nicrophorus vespilloides, 1411 nucleotides long. It is a transcript of the gene Sil1, whose product is annotated as nucleotide exchange factor SIL1. Lineage: Eukaryota; Metazoa; Arthropoda; Insecta; Coleoptera; Silphidae. The coding region runs from base 122 to 1267 and encodes 381 amino acids. The record is from RefSeq and is a predicted model, not a curated record. The transcript has 2 exons.
UACCGAGUCCAUAUAUACUUUACGCAUGACGAGUGUGCUAUGUGUGCAAGUAAAAUUGUAAAGUAAAACAAAAUAGAAAGAAAUUGCUGUGUGAUGCGUUGAGGAGAGAGAACGCUGAACGAUGGUAGCUUUGAGGGAGAUUUUCAGUGAGUACACUUACACGAAGAUUGCAAUUGGGGUGGUCUGCAUCCUCCUGUAUGUUGGUCUGAUAAGUGGAAAGGAGAAUCGAGAGGAGAUGUUGGAAGAUGGUGCAGAUGAGGUGUUUGUGCCCACCGAUGAAUGGAAAGUUGUUAAGAAAGGUCAGAAGAUCCCCGCUGGGUUGCAUGUCAGGAUGAACCUGGAAACAGGGCUGAACGAGGCCAAACUAUUGGACGGUGGUAGCAAAUCUAAAUCGGGUGCAGUUGCUACGACUGUGGCGACGACUUCGCAGGAGAAGAAAAGCAAUCACCUUCUGCCAGGUGUUAAUUUGGAGAAGGUCAAGUUCAAAUCGUAUGAUCAGAUCAAGAAGGAGCUGCGCGAUGCCAACGUCGUCCCAAAGACUGAUAUGGAAGUCUUGAAGGAGCUGGUGGAUAGACACGAGAAAAACGGCGCCUCUCUGAAACUGCUCGAGGACUUGGAGUAUUUGGGCCACCAGUACGAUAACGCUCUGGAGUUCAUCCGUUUGGACGGCUUCAGGACGGUUAUCCACCAUAACCUUAAUGGCUCCAAUCUCAUCGACUACGAGGAGGAGCACGAGGAUGAGCUGAAGCGAAUGACGCUCGUGCUGCUCGGCUCGCUGGCGCAGAACAACCCCAAGGUGCAGAUCCACGCGAUGGAGACGAACACGUUGACGAUGCUGCAGCGACUCCUCGGCGAGAGGAAUCCCGACGUGAGGUCGUCGGCAGUGUACGCUCUGGGCAGCGUGCUCAGGAGGUUCCCGUUCGCGCAACGAAAGUUCGGCGAGAGCGGUGGCUUCGAGAACCUCGUCGAUCUGAUCGAGUCCGGCAACAUCAAGGUGGGCCUGAAAGUGAUCACGUUGCUUAGCGACCUCCUCAACGAGAUGGAGCAGGUGGAGGAGGAGAAAGAGUUGAACAAGAUCGAGCAGUACCGGCAGGUGGAGGUGCGGAAUCGACUGCUCGCCUUGAACUACAACAACAUACUGACCACGUUCCUGGUGAACGUGGUCAAAGCGGAUCCGGCCGACGAGGAUGGCAUCGAGAUAUGCACGGUUGCGAUCAAGCAGAUCGGAGCUACUACUAAAGAUCGUCGUCUGAACGCUGAGCUGUAAUCAAAAUAGGUACGAAUGCAUUAAAGAAUGAAACGACGUGGAGAUAGAUGUGUGAUCAUCAUUCCUUGUGGCAAACAAAGUCAUAAUAAUACCAUUGAAAAGGGAUAAAUAUACAAAUAUUUACUUUAACCUGAGAAUCCUCAA